AUAUACUCCUUAAAUCCCCUAGUCUCUGUCAUUCAUUCCCAUAAUUAACCAUCAAGAAAGUCACCAAAAUGGAGUACAACUGCAAGGAAUUUAAGGUCGGGAAAUGCGAAGGCGAGAAGUUGGUCGACGGUGAGACCUUGCCGUUGGUGCUCACGCCGCCAGAGGCAAGCAAGAAUGGGAUCGAGUCACUACUCGAGGCUCUUGGGAACAACAAAGAGUGGUUUGAUGAUAUGGUGACAAAGAAUAGUGCGGUUUUGCUACGAGGGUUUGAUGUCAAGAAUGCGGUCGAGUUUAAUGACAUCGUUGAGACGUUUGGUUGGGAGGAUAUCCGGUAUGUUGGUCCCGCCCCUCGAACGCAUAUCCACAAGAGGAUUUGGACCGCGAAUGAAGGACCUCUUUCGGAGUUCAUUUAUUAUCAUCAUGAAAUGGUUCUGAUUAACGAGUUUCCGAAAAAGGUAAUACUGUUUUGUGAAGUUCCGCCCCCGGAGGGCGGAGAAACGCCAUUUGUACCGAGCUUUAAGGUCACCGAACGAAUGAUGGAGGAGUUCCCCGAAUUCGUGGAGGAAGUGGAGGCGAAGGGGCUGAAAUACACGUUCAUCGCUCUCAACAGCGAUAACACGACCUCAAUGAGAGGUCGUGGCUGGCAAGAUGCUUUUGCAACAAAUGACCAACAAGAAGCUGAGAAAAGGGCAAGGGCACUAGGGAUGGAUGUGGAAUGGCUAGAAAACGGUAGCAUAAAGACGAUUUUGGGUCCGAGGCCACUAACAAAGGUGUUUGAGGGAAGGAAAGGGAGACGAAUGUGGUUCAACACGUUGGUCGGGAUGUAUGGAAAGGAACUUAGCUCCGCGAUGAUGGCUGAUGGGACGGAGAUACCAAAGGAUAUCGUGAAGCGAUGCGAGGAAAUCAUCGAGGAAGAAAGCAUCCAGUUUAAGUGGGAGAAAGGAGACGUGUUGUUCCUCGAUAAUUACGCUACACUCCAUGGAAGAAGGCCAUCGUUACCUCCGCGAAGAGUCUUGGUUGCUACUUGCAAAUAGAUGGGUUUGAUUUGCAAGGUGAGCGUGACAAUAAUGGAUGCAAAUAAAGAAGUGUGGUGCAUGUCUCAUCCAAUCAUCAAUUAUGCUAUAUAUGUAUUAUUAAGUUUAUCUUGUGUUAAAACAUACUCAUUAUUUGUGGUUGAGUAAAUUGUCAUUUUAGUCCGUAA
Molecule: messenger RNA, 1201 nt
Organism: Helianthus annuus (common sunflower)
Lineage: Eukaryota; Viridiplantae; Streptophyta; Magnoliopsida; Asterales; Asteraceae
Product: clavaminate synthase-like protein At3g21360
Exons: 3
Coding region: 69-1034 (321 amino acids)
Molecular function (GO): oxidoreductase activity
Source: RefSeq, a predicted model, not a curated record